CCGACGCUUCUCACGGACCUCUACCAGUUCACCAUGGCAUAUGCCUACUGGCGUUCGGGCAGGCACAACGAGCCCGCCGUUUUCGAACUGUUCUUCCGCGACAACCCGUUCGGCGGCGGCUUCUCGCUCUUCUCCGGAAUGCACGACUGCCUCCUGUUUCUGCGGAGCUUUCGAUUCACUGACGAAGAUGUGGAGUACCUGCGUUCCGUGCUGCCCCCAGCCACUGACCCUGCCUUCUUCCUGUUUCUACGGGAACUGGACUGUUCCGGUGUCACACUCCACUCUGUCCCCGAGGGAACGGUGGUCUUUGCCAGGGUACCUCUGAUGGAGGUGUCUGGUCCUCUGGCUGUGGUUCAACUACUGGAGACCAGCCUGUUGUGUCUGGUCAACUACGCCAGUCUGGUAUGCAGUAACGCGGCCCGGUUCCGUCUGGCUGCUGGUUCCAGGAGGAAGCUGUUAGAGAUGGGCCUGAGGAGAGCACAGGGGCCUGACGGGGGCCUCACAGCCUCAAGAUACACAUACGUCGGAGGGUUUGAUAUGACCAGUAACGUCCAGGCUGGCUUCCUGUUUGGAAUCCCCGUGGCGGGAACCAUGGCACACUCUUAUGUCACUUCUUUUUCCUCCCUGGAGGAGGUGUGGCCUCAGACGCUAGUGGCAGCAAACGGGGAUCAUGACAACAUCGAUCUGAUCUCGCUGACCAAGGGUUGGCUGGGGCGUGUGUGUGAGCUGCUGGGGGCGGAAUCUGGGAAGAUCCAUGAGGGCGAGCUGGCAGCCUUCUUGUCCUAUGCUAUCGCAUACCCACACAACUUCCUGCCGGUCAUCGACAGCUACAGUGUCACCUGUAGUGGCCUGCUCAACUUCUGUGCCGUGGCCCUGUCUCUGUUUGAGCUGGACUACAGUCCUCUGGGCGUGCGUCUGGACAGUGGAGACCUCUGCAGGCAGUCAGUAGAAGUACGCCAUUUCUUCAGACUCUGCAGUGAACAAUUCUCCAUCCCUGCCUUCCAGUCCCUUCUCAUAGUAGGCACCAAUAACAUCUCAGAGUACAGCAUGGCCGAACUCAACAAGAAGGAGAAUGAGAUUGAUGUGGUUGGUGUUGGAACACAUCUGGUCACCUGCACGAGACAGCCUUCACUCGGGUGUGUGUACAAGUUGGUGGAGGUUCGGGGCAGUCCCAGGAUGAAGUUCAGUGAGGACCCAGAGAAGAGUACUGUUCCUGGGAGGAAGGCUGUCUAUAGGAUGCUGGACAUGGAGGGCCACCCAUUCUUGGAUCUGUUGUGUUUGUGUGAGGAGCCUGCACCUAAGGCGUGUGUGGCAGUGAGGUGUCAUCCUGUGGUUGGUAACAACACCUGUCAGUCAAUCACACCUUCUCAGGUCAGCUGUCUACGCCUGGAGGUCUACACUAAAGGACAGAUCACACACCCACUGUGCAGCACAGCUGAGACCAGGGAGAAGGUUCAGAACUCCAUCCAGACCCUGCACCCCCGACACAAGAGACUGCAGGAGCCAGAUUCUUACAUAGUGGCAGUGUCUGAGAAACUCCAUAACUUAAUUGCUGAGAUCAGAAAAGGCAGCAGCAACAACAGCGAUUUUCUAUUGGCCAACUGAGACACACAGGCUUCAGUCCCAAAUAGCACCCUAUUCCUUAUUUAGUGCACUUCUUUUGACCAGGGCUCUGGUCAAAUGUAAUGCACUAUGU
Salvelinus sp. IW2-2015 is the source of this 1696-nucleotide messenger RNA. It is a transcript of the gene naprt, whose product is annotated as nicotinate phosphoribosyltransferase. Gene Ontology annotation, cellular component: cytosol. Gene Ontology annotation, biological process: NAD+ biosynthetic process via the salvage pathway. Gene Ontology annotation, molecular function: nicotinate phosphoribosyltransferase activity. The record is from RefSeq and is a predicted model, not a curated record. NCBI's taxonomy places the organism in Eukaryota, Metazoa, Chordata, Actinopteri, Salmoniformes, Salmonidae.